ACAGAAAGGCCAGAGGAUCCUCAAACAUGGACUGAGUCUAUGGUGAGCGACUGGUUAAGGUCAAUAGGGAUUAAAGAAACAUACAUUAAAAAACUGCAUGAAGAGGAAGUAGAUGGUCGGGUCCUUCUUGAACUUUCAGAAGAUUUUCUGAAAAACGCGACUGGAAUGAAAUCAGGGCCUGCACUGUUGAUAAUCAAAAAAAGAGACGAGUUAGUUAAAAGUUCACAAAAAGCCCAGAACCAGCAGGACCGUUUGUAGAAACAAACUGGUGGAAAAAAUGACCAUGUGGCAAGUGGAAUUAAAAAGGAUGAUUCCAUAAAUGAAGAGAUUACAGACGAUUCUGAGUCUGUGAUUAAAACAAAGGGUGACGCAAAACUACGACCUUUUGGUACAAAAGGUGAUGAUUUUAAAUAUGUAGAAAACAAUGUUCUCGAGCCAGAAUCAGGUGUUAUUGAUCUCAUUACUCCAUGUCAUGAGUAUAAGUCAUUUAAAAUAGCUGCAACACUGGACCGCCAAAGACUUCAGGCAAAGUUUGCAAAGGAAGUGCUGAAGUUUGCUACAGUGUGUGUAAAUAUGCGUACAAAUGACACAAUACAUUUUGGUGUCAUGGACAGUAGAGGUGACACUGGUUAUGUUCAUGGUGAAAUCGUGGGUAUUCCUGUUAGAGAAAAAGACAUGUACUGCGAUGCAUUAGAUUACAUUGAAAGGAGUUUUGAUAGCUGUCAAAGUGAACGUAUACGUCCAUGUAUUGGUGUUCUGCAGUUCAUUCAGGUAGUUUGUUCAAACAGCAGCAAGGAACAUUACGUAGUGGAGGUUGAUAUUGAGCCCUCAGUGAGCAAAGUAAAAAAUAAUGUUUUCUCUGUGUGCCUUCCUAAUUUCAAUGAGAAGGCGAACAAAGUUCAGUUUGAAAAGAAAACUGCUUAUCGUAGAGUGGGUUCUAAAUCAGAAUCUGUGGUUGACCUGAAUGAGUUCUACCAAAAUAUGACUUACAGAGAUGCUCAGAGGGAAGAGGCAGAGACGAGGUAUAAUUUCACAACACCAGAACUGUGCCAGAACCUGGGGAAAAAGCUCAUUAUGCUCAUAACAGAUGGAAAGAAAAAAAUGGACAAGGACAAAUGGUACAUACUUGUUUCCAACCGAUUUCAGGAGAAGGAUCUACAAAACAUUGAUUUUUUGCUGAACAUGAACGUGCUCUGUGUGUUUGACUUUGAUAAAGAUUCCAACAUGUCUGGGUUAUGCCAUGAAUACAAUAAGCACCAUGUGGUAAAUCGCCAUUUCAUGCAGAACUACAAAAUUUCCAGUGGCAUGACCAUCAAAGACUUUGAGAGCCACCUUCAUUUGUUUGACCAAAUCAGCUGGAUAUUUUGCAAUGGUCGAAGUGAUUUCAAAGGCAAUGAGCCUCCCUGUGAUGAGAAGACCUGGGUAAAAACAAAAAGGACUCUCCUAAAAGAUUGUGUGUCACUGAUCUGCAAAGAUGUCUUGCCCAAAGGAACCUUUAAAGUCAUCUUUCUUCUUACUUCAUCUGUAGAAACACGUUUCCUAAACACAUUCUAUGAAUUCAUUACUGAUAUGAAGGGACACGACGACAUUAUCUGCCUUGCAGAAUCAGAGGAAAACUUCAAGAAAUGGCAGACCUAUGCUAUGGAAUCCUGUGACAUGGACACAGUGAACAAUUGAAGUGUUGUUGGAAUGACAAUAAGUCAGGUAAAUGCAACCCUCCAACAGGUCCAACCUACCACUACACAGGCCUCAAAGAGAUUGCCAAUCCAUGUCAAAGGGGAGUGCUUUCUUGAUCUCCGAGAGGAGGAAGUGAGGUAUUCUUUGGAGAUUCUGAGUCUAAACCACUGUGAAGAAACUAUUGGUGAUAUCAUUGAGUAUGAAAUGGAGACGACUGAGCAGCAAUUUUACCAGGGAGGAAAAGUAACUUGGAUGAAUCUUUGGCUUGCAGAAAAAAAGGUAGUUGGGGAGGUUAUUCAAAGAGAUGCUUACAGUGAAGUCAACAGUCUUUUAAACGAUUGUCUUAUUUGGAGCUUAGAUCGAGCAUCUAUCAGUUGUAUCAACAUAUACCAUCAUCCUGGAAGUGGUGGAAGUACAGUGGCAAGGCAGGUACUGUGGAAUAACAGAAGGGCUCUAAGAUGUGCUGUUGUGAAACAUUCUUACUCAGCAUCUGUUUUUUCGGAGCAUGCCGUUUGGCUUCGGGAAUAUGAAGAGAAAGAUCCCCAAAAAUGCCUUCCUGUGCUCCUUCUAAUUGAAGAUUGUGAGCAGGAGUAUUUGGAAGGUGCAAAGUAUGAAUUGGAAGUGGCUGUCAAUACCAAGAAAAUAGCUCGUGGAACUCUAUGCUUCAUUCUACUAAGUUGUAGACGGUCUCACAAUCCAGAGAAAAUGUGCAAGGAAUCCCCUCAUCGGAAUGUUUCUGUUACUCAUAAACUUUCAGAUGCAGAGAAAGAUCAAUUUUCAAAAAAACGACAAAAGCUUGAAGAACAAUUCAAACCAGAAUUCAUUCUAACAUUUGUCCUUAUGUGUGAGGAUUUUAAGAGCCACAAAAUCACUGAGUAUGUUAAGCAAUUUGUAAAGCAUUUACUUCAAGGCAUUGACCAGACAUCUGUUGUUACUAAGCUUGUUCAGUAUGUGGCAUUGCUUAACACUUAUGUGCAGAAUUCUUUUAUGUCACUGUCACAUUGUGAAUCCGUGCUUGCUCUGUCCAUCCAUGUGGACAGAUUUCGACAACAUUCCUUUGAGACUGCUUUAAGUGAGCAGGCUAAUUUGGUCUUAAUACACCUGAGGGAUGAAAACACAUACAUUACUUCUAUCAGAAUCAUUCACCCACUGGUUGCAAAGGAAAUCCUCCACCAAUUUAUGGGUGAGAAACAACAACAAAGUUAUCUUGCUUUGGAUCUUCUUAACAACGAUGUGCUUUUUGAGCACAGGUUUGGUAAAGAUCAAUACUUGAAGUUCUUACGAGAUCUGUUCAUAACGCGAUGCAAAAUUAUUAGAGGUGAUGAACUUGACAGCUUUUUCUCCCCCCUAAUUGAGCAUGUGAGAGAAAAUGAGUGUCCAGACAAAUCUAUCGAGCUUCUUAAGGAGGCCUACAAGCGUUUUAAUGAGGACGCACUUUUUGCUCAACAUCUGGCUCGUCUCAAUUACAAGCAUGACAGAUUUGAGGAAGCAGAAAAGUGGGCAGAAACUGCAGUAGCAAAAAGGCCAAACAAUUCUUACAUUCUUGAUACCAAAGGUCAAGUAUACAGACAGUGGUUUACAGCAAAAUGCAAAGCCAUGGAACAAAUUGAAAAAACACCUGAAAACACAGUAGAUGCUGUGGAAACUGCACUCAAAGCAAUUGAAUGUUUUCAGGCAUGUGGGAAGGCAGGUGUUGCCGACAAUGAGACCAUGAACAAUGCUGGUUUUUUUGGGGUAGUAGAAGUAGGAUGUGUAUUGCUGAAGCUCAUUUCCUCCAUCCAUGUCUUCUCGAGACCUAAUCAUGUCGAGUGCAUAAAAUACCUUCUCACAGAUUAUAUUCCUGUGGAGAUCGAAAAGCCAUGGGAACAUUUUCAUUGUGAGCUGAAAAAACUCCAUAAAAUCCUGCUGGAGGCAUUGGAAUGGAUUUCUGAGGACUUGAGUUACUUCCAAACCGACCUAAACAGAGAUGAGGGGAAGACUUCUGAGAAGACCAUAAAGCAUCCCAUUCACUGGCUGGUUAAUAAGACUUCUGAUUAUGGCAAAUACUUUAUCAAUGCUUCUAUUACUACAGAUCAAAGCCAAAUUAGGUUAACACCUCUUAUGAAACGUAUGAUGAUUUAUUCUAAUGGUGGGGGAAACAUCACAACAAUUUUUUCCAUCCUAACAAACCAAAAAUGUGAUGAUCGUCAAAGUGUUCUUGAGCACAUUAUUUCAUUUUACCCAAGCAAUCCUAUGAGUGCAAAGAUGCCACAGAUGGACCUUGUUAAGUACAUUGCAUCACACUUUGCAUUAAGUUGCCUCUCAACUCAAUCUUCCAAGUUAGCUGCAUUUCAGGAUCUACAGAAGUUGAGUAACCAGUUUCCAAAAGAGAAGAAAUGUUUCCCAAAUGCUCUUUUCUUACUUGUCUUACUUUUCUGGCCAGAAGAAAGUGACACUGAAAAGGAAAAGGAGCGCAAGUAUGAAAUUGUUCUCUCUGCUGUUGAACACCUCCAGAGAUGUUAUGAAAAGAAAUUAAAAGACAUCCCUCCAAGGAAAAAGAGGAUCUACACGCAUUUCUUCCUGGGCAAUGGGGCUGGAUUUGAAAAAAUUGUCCACAAGAGCAAAGUUGAAACAAUCACAAAAUUGUUCUCAGUUUCAGAAAAACGUCAGAAAUGGUUCAGUGGAGAAGUCUGGAAAAUGCCAGAAAUUGCUAAAUUGCUGAGACGUGUCCCAGGGUGGACAGAGGAUGAGAAGGUCUUUGUAGAGAUUCCCACAGAAAAGACAUUUCAGAUCCCAGCUCUGAAUCCAUCCUCUGUACCCCACAGCAAUGAGAAUGUCACCUUUUACCUGGGCUUUACUUUAAAAGGACCCGUUGCCUACAACAUUACAGUAAGACAAUAAUUAAAGCUAGCACAAAAUUUGGUAUAAGCAGUUAGUGAAGAAUUGGAUAUGGUUUUCAGAUGAUGAAUAUCUCGCAUUGUUUUUAAGAGACUAUGCUUAGACAAAUCCCUUUAAAUCAGUUGAAGAAAAUAACCUCUAUAAAACAAUAAUCAACGUUUUUAUUUUGUAUGAUAUGUAUAUGAUAGGUAACUUUAAAUAUUACAUGAGCCAUUAUUACACAUGCUGUUUUUUUCUUUCACAGCUAGAAGUCAUUUUAACUUUUACGUAAUAAAAACGUUUUACAACGUGUUAUUGUAGGCUAUAUUAACUUAAAGGUAUGUUUCAAGAUACUUGUUCUCCUGAAUAGGAUAUGUGAGCAGCAAACACUUAGUAUGAUGAUUUUUGUAUGUUUGUGAUAUGUUUGUGUACAGUGAAUACUGAUGUGAAGCAAACGAAAAACGUCAAUUUCAUAUUGUCAGUCAUUCUUCAGUCAUAUUAUACCCUGAUCUGAUUAUACACCAUAUUUGAUGUUAUAUACUAAACUGCUGAUAUUUUUCAUUUGAAGUGUGUUUGUGUUUGAGAGACUUUUGUCAAAACAUGCUUUUCUCCAGCUAAAUAUUUAACUAUAUUUAAGUUUCAUUAUUAUGUUUUUACAGGACCAAAUAAUUAAUAAGUAUUAAUGUAUUAUUUGUUACUGUAUAAAGUACUUUUGGCCAUACAAGGGAGUCUUAAUCUCUUCUGGGAAUUUGUAAAUAAUGUAUUUUAGCAAAUAUGCUGCCACAGUUUGGUUUUGCCCUGAAUGCAAUAGUUUUACAUUCAAAUCAGUUUAUACAUACCAUCUAUAUUUAACAAACGAUCUACAUAUUAUCAAUAUAGGCUAUAAAAGUUGACAUGUAUUCCUGACUAUUUUAUAGUGUCCCCUAUUAUAAAGUUUCUUUACACUUGAGCCACAUUUUAAAGCAAGACGCUGUUUCUGGGAGUUGUCACAUCACAACCACACGAGGGCGAUAGGGGCACAUAAAUGCAACACUGUCACCUGUUUUUACGGUAUAUAACUUUUAACAAAAUGUUAAAAACGCUCUCCCAUAUGUACUGUAAGUUGCUUUGUAUAAAAGCUGUUAAUUGAAUAAAUAUAAAUUACUGCAUUGUAAAUAAAUGUAUUUAUUUUGUUUGUGUUGCUUUUUGGGUGGAUGAGAAU
Messenger RNA from Triplophysa rosa, 5734 nucleotides. RefSeq names its product sterile alpha motif domain containing 9 like (gene samd9l). Gene Ontology annotation, molecular function: protein binding. The record is from RefSeq and is a predicted model, not a curated record. Lineage: Eukaryota; Metazoa; Chordata; Actinopteri; Cypriniformes; Nemacheilidae. Gene Ontology annotation, cellular component: cytoplasm.